Aedes albopictus (Asian tiger mosquito) is the source of this 1743-nucleotide messenger RNA. RefSeq names its product trafficking protein particle complex subunit 12. Gene Ontology annotation, molecular function: protein binding. NCBI's taxonomy places the organism in Eukaryota, Metazoa, Arthropoda, Insecta, Diptera, Culicidae. The record is from RefSeq and is a predicted model, not a curated record. Gene Ontology annotation, cellular component: Golgi apparatus; TRAPP complex. The transcript has 2 exons. The coding region runs from base 109 to 1548 and encodes 479 amino acids.
AUUCGUGAUCAGUGUUUCGCAGAUUCGCGAGAUUUUUUCAAUCUCUUGGCGCUGUUUUUACCAAAAAUUCACUUUGUUAUAGAAAACUGAAAACAAAAUUAUCCUGGAAUGACGGAAAAUCGAAAUGAACCAAGUCUGAGUCAGUAUUUCGCGAACGAUCCGCCCAGUUUCUUCGACCACCUCGCUGGGAAGGAUGGUGGCAAAACUUCUGCUCCGAUUCCGGAGCCGUACGCUUCGUACGAUUUCCUUCAGGCGGGUGCAUCAGCCGUUGAUCCAAAAUCCAACAUUCCGGACAACGUUCGAGAUCUGUGGGAGCUGCCGGUGGUGGAACCGGGGGUGUCUCCGUCGCUCACAAUGCCCGGAGUGAGUGUGGCCACCGAUCUGAACGAUCCGGUCCACGAAGCUGUGAGUGUGCUGGUGGAUCCGGUGGAGGCACAGCACAGAAAAAUUCUGUCGCCGAAUGACGUUACUCAGGACGAGCGCGGAUUGAGAGAACUGAUUGAGCACGGAUGCUUCCGGUCGGCGGUAAAUCUGACUGCGCGGCUGCUGACAAUCAAACAGCAGGGAUUUGGCCGGGCCGGAUAUACGGUGAAGCACUCGCCGAAUUCGUUACAGCUGUGGUUCACACGGUUGGCACUGUUGGUCAAGCUGGGACAGUUUGAGAUUGCCCGUGUCGAGGCGGAACCAUUCGGGUCGCUGAAUAAGCCGGAUGUGUUCUAUGAGUUCUAUCAUCCGGAUAUGCACUCGAACAGAAAGGGAUCGAUGGCCUCGUUUUCGUUUCGGUUGCUGCUGGCGGAACUACCGAUUUAUUUGGGUUCUCCGCGUGUUGCCUUGGAUCGUCUGACGGAGAUGUUGGCCAUUGCCAGUCAAAUAUGUAACUAUUUCGAACGACUUCCGGAGAGUGAGGCCAAUAAACAGUCGGCGCAGUUCUGGCAUUUGCGGGAGAAGCGGAUUCUACAUUCCAUUGUUAACUGCUCGCUUCUAUUGAAGGAUUUCAGUUUGACGGAUCAGCUGAUCCGAAGGCUGGUUGAUGACCCGGCGGCAUCGGUCGCCGAGAAGCGAUCACUCCUCUCUGCCUGGGGACGAAUUCGAUUGCAGUGCGGAGAUAUCUACGGAGCCGAAAAGAAAUUCUCCGAAGCAAAGCGACUGCGAGAGGGCGGCGAUCAAACCCUCCAGCCAGAUUUGCGCGAUUUGGUGGAUCGAGGAUUGUUGGCGGUUGCCCAAAAUGAUUUUCAAAGCGCUUUUGAUUUGUUCCAGAAAGCUUCGGCAUUGGAGCCGACCAACACCAUGCUCUACAACAACAUGGGCGUAUGUCUGCUCUACUCAGGAAAGCUGAAGGAAGCCAUCAAACUGUUUGAGAGUGCCGUCCAGCGAAAUCCGAAGCAGGCAUUGAACGAGUCGCUGCUGAUCAAUCUGUCCACACUGUACGAGCUGGAGUCGAACAAUGCCAAGGACAAGAAGAUUGGACUUCUCAAGAUGGUCAACAAGCACCGGGCGGAUUUGAGUGUGGGAUUAGACGUUUGUCUAAAGCUGCAGGUCAUCGCUUGAAGGCUUUAUUAUUACAAUGACUAGGAAAAGACAUAGCUUAACAGUUAAAAAUUAUCUAGUGUGUAGAAGAUAUAUCGAUAUAUUAUUAUAGUAUCUUAUCUUAUAUUUUACAUUUAAAUAGCAAAUAGUUGCAAUUAAAUACUUAAGAAAAAUUUCCAUUUUGUGUCAGAAAUAGAAUGAGAAUCAUUUAGACUA